AUGGCCGCCGAGAACGAGGAACUGAUAGAGUUGCGACACACCCUGGCCAUCCUGCAUCAGAACCAGAGGAAGACUGAUCGUUUUGACACCAGUAACGACACCAGGUCCCCUCCAUCCCUGGGUCACAUUAUACAAGUGGGGCAUGUGAACCAGGCCGAGGAAGUGAAUGAGGAGGAAAGCACAGAAUAUGGGAUACAAGACCCCCCACGCAUGUUAUACCUAAGUGAUGACAUACCUGAGGAAGAACCAUCCCACGUCUACUGGCUGAGAUUACUGGACAGUGAUCCGGACACCCCACGUGUGUGUAAACAAUUCCAGGACUGGAAACCAUGGAUACAGACUCUAAACGCUUACUAUCCACCCGAUGACCCCCCACACCUCACAAUGAACUACUGUGAGAACAAAGAUGAAAUAUACGACGAAGCAUGGCAUGAAAGUAUGGUGGACCGAAGACCACUGGUAACAUGCAAACACAUCUUUGUCCUCAAGGAAGGGGUUGCCGCAAACUGUAUGGCGAUGGACGGGGACAUAGAUCUUUUGGAAAACUGGUAUACUAUGUCAUCUGAUUCAGCUCCCCAUGUUACCCUUAUGAUUGGUUUUGGGUAUGAGGCUCGAUCUCUCGGSCCGGCUGUAAGAGCGGCAGACAAACUCAUCUGGACARGGACACAUAUCCCUGACCUUGAUACCUCUUCCCUGAAGGGUGAAACCGUCUGGAGGAUCAGGGUGAGUACUGAGGACACCUCCAUUCCAGAGGUAGUUCGGAGACCCAGACACCAUGGAAGAGAAAUGACAGACCACCCUGACGCUGACAACAUGCUGACCCGUAUUCCAUCACAACUAUGGACUACCAGCCCUGAGGAUGUGGGCCUGGUGGACGUUUCCCCUGUCYAAAUCCAGUUAAAACCAGAUGCACAAAUCCCUGUUUACAAACGCCAAUAUCCAUUGAGUAAAGAAAAAGUAGAGGGUAUUGCCCCUACCAUCWUUGGACUCACUCGGGGUGAGGUURUGUUCCCUACUGUAUCCACUUGGAACACUCCCAUUCUCCCAGUUAAGAAAGGUGACACAGGGAAGUGGAGAUUGGUGCAAGAUUUCAGACCAAUUAAUGAUGUCACCAUACCAGAUGUUCACCCUGUCCCUGACCCAUACUUGGCUCUACAAAACAUCUCACCAACCCAAGACUGGUUCUCUGUAAUUGAUCUAGCAAAUGCCUUUUUCUGCAUCCCACUCCAUGAGAAUUCCCAACCACUGUUUGCUUUCACAUUCCAAGAUCAAUGCUACACUUACUCUCGUCUGCCACAAGGCUACCGUGACUCCCCCGGAAUCUUCAAUUCUAUUCUGAAGGACCAUCUGGAGGACUUGGCCCUACCUGAGGGUGUGACACUGCUCCAGUAUGUUGACGAUCUUCUUCUGGCUGCUCCCACUGCCGAAUCCUGUCUUCAGGCAACCGAACUAUUGCUACAACACGUUGCCACCAAAGGCUACAAGGUUAAGAGAGAGAAAGUACAGUGCUGUAGAAAAACCGUUCAGUUCUUGGGAAGAGUUUUGUCUGGACAAGGACAGGCGGUGUCCGCAGCCCAAAGAACACCAUUCUGGAACACCCAAACCCACCACGGUACAACACUGUUGUCCUUUCUUGGCCUGACUGGCUAUAGCAGGACCCAUGUCCCAGAAUACUGCAUAAAAGUGGAACCACUCAGAGCCAUUCUUCGUGAAGCUGGAAACAGAAAUCUAACAGCCAAACUCUCAUGGACCAUUGAAGCAGACGCAUCAUUGCUCUCAAACAAACCCUUGCUCAAGCUGAGGCUCUCUCUUGCCGGACUCACCCUGCCUUUCAUACUGGAUGUUUCUGAACAGGACGGAUAUGUACAUUCCAUCCUUUAUCAGAAACAAAAGGGGGAGAGGAAGGUACUUCACUACUUCAGCGCAAAAUUGGACAACAUUGAAUGCGGACAAACUGACUGUGCAAGACACAUUGCUGCUCUGUCCAGAGCCAUUGMGAAGACCGCCCACAUUGUCAUGAGACACCCUUUGGAAAUAAACACAGACCACGGAGUAACAGCUUUUAUUGGUUCUAAGCUGUUCACUCUGUCCAGCAAAAGAAAAUCUACAAUAACCAAAACCAUUACAGCCAAACACAUCACCUACGUCACACAGACGACCAACAUGACUGAUGGAAUGGGGAAUGGACAGCCACACAGGUGUGAGGAUCGUGCGGCCCUCCAGGUUAAAGUAAGGAUGGACCUACAGAAUACACCCCUUGACGGUCCAGUGGAAACACUGUUCACAGAUGGCAGCUGUUACAGGUCCCUGACUCCAGGAGAAGGGAACAUUGCCUCAUAUGCCGUAGUAAGACAGGACACAGGUGGCAUGAGCCACGAGGUACUAGAAGCAAAGAAGCUGGAGCCAAAGGACGCCUCCGCCCAACUYGCUGAACUCCGAGGACUGAGGAGAGCACUGGAAUUGUGUACAGGAAAAGUGGCCAACAUAUACACAGACUCAGCAUAUGCACAUGGCAUUGCACACAUAGAUGGGCCCCAAUGGAUGAGAAGAGGAUUUUUAACCAGCUCGAAUGAACCCAUCAAACACAGACAGGAAGUUCAGAAAUUAAUUGAAGCCAUAAUGCUGCCUACAAAAGUGGCCAUUAUCAAAUGCAAGGGACACAGCCGAGAAAACACCAAYGUAAGGGAGGGAAAUGACCAAGCGGACCAAGCCGCAAAAACAGCAGGGGGAUACGUGGCACAUCAAAUGAUACAAAGAAACGGGGAACCRCAAGAAGAACUAACCAUGGACAURGUACGACAGUUACAGGACGCGGCUGGUGGAUAUGAACAAAACACAUGGAACAGAUGUGGGGCACGAAGAGACCACCAAGGGAUUUGGAGGUCUCAUGAAGGAAAAACAGUAGCUCCAGCAAAACUGCUAAGAUCCUUGAUAAGAGAAGAACACAACAAAGCCCAUGGAGGCUGGAAGAGUGUGGCACAGAGAUUGGGGACUGCCUGGUCACACCCUCACCUACUGGACAUGGCAAGGGAAGUCUCGGAGAGUUGCGAAGUGUGCAAGAACUACAACAACAAGGUAUCUUUGGGAGCAGUAAUAGGGAGCUUCCCAAUUCCUGACGCACCCUUCCAAGACGUAUGCAUUGAUUUCACAGACAUGGGCAUGGACAAUCGAGUGGAAGGGAAAAGAUACCUCCUGGUAAUGGUGGACAGGUUUACCAGGUGGGUCGAGGCCAUACCUACUGCAAAGGAGGAUGGGAAGACUGUGGUCAAAUGGCUGAGAAGAGAGUUGGUGCCUAGAUUCGGGGUUCCUAGGCUUAUCCGAUCCGACAAUGGCUCCCACUUCCGGAACGAACUACUAAAAGAAGUGGAACAGGCCUUGGGCAUAACCCAUAAGUUCGGUUCUGUGUACCGCCCCCAAUCGCAGGGCCUUGUGGAACGCGCCAAUCAGACGCUGAAACGAAAGAUGGCAAAGAUAAUGGCUGGAACAAAACUGAAAUGGGUGGAUGCACUACCCUUGGCCCUCAUGUCCAUGAGAACCUCUCCAGGGUCUGACACAAACCUCACACCACAUGAGUUAAUGACAGGCAGAAGAAUGCCAGGGCCUCCAAAUGACAAUCUUAGUUUGCCAGGGCUGGACAUUGCUAAAAUUAGAUACUCAGAUUACAUGCAGGCUCUAACUUCUCUUGUCCAAAGACUGUCCAAACAGGUGGUGGAGGUGCGGACCKCUGGGGUUGAGACCACAGACGAAAACAGAGACGUGCAGGUGGGGAGCUGGGUGAGGGUGAAGGUGCACUCCAGAAAGUGGACUGAGCCCAGGUGGAAGGGUCCCUACCAAGUCAAAGAAGUGGCAAGUCAUUDGUUAAGGGUAAGCGGAAAACAAGGGGAUACCUGGUAUCACCGAACCCAUUGUGCAAAAGACUCCACACCAGAGCGUACACUUGAACAAGUGGCAACUGAUCUGGCUGAAAGCCAAUAGACAAAAGAUGAAAGGAGGGGGGAUGUUCUUAUUUUUCAUAUUGGGUGUUCAGGGGGUUACAUCCUACCUUGUUGGCCCCCAUACCCCAAAACACACCACUAUACGAUUGAUAGAAGGCCAAACCAGUGUGUUAAUACUAGAGGCAUGUACUAUUUUUACGGUGGGAGGGAGAAACAAGGAUGUGUGCACCCCGCACAACAGGUGUGGGGAUACCAACUAUUAUGUAAGAAGUGACUAUGUGACAAGACUAAUAAAGUCCUACRGAGGUAUCCCCGCAUAUCUAUGCAGUGGAAAAGGGUGUCCCUAUUGGGAUUUUAUGGUAACAAAUACUGYAAAAUUUUGGAAUUGGAGGAGGGGAUACCCAUAUAGKAUUGGCGACCCGACCAAAGUAGAUAGGUUCUCCCUUGCAUGGGGAGCUAGGAAUUUGUGUAAAGGUGAUGAAAUCCUACUAACCAUUAGAUCUAUUAAGCUCUCUGAUGCAGGCACUUACACCCUGGGGUUGGAGAGGAUUGGGAUGGAUACAUUGGGUACACUUACCAUUGUGGUAUCUACAAAACCCGCUCUCCAGACCCGGAAUUCCACGGGACCAUCGACCUCCUCCACCACGGUGACCCCCACUGCCUCCUCUGACCUCAACCCAGUUCAGGUAAUCAACAUACAAGACAUCUCAGACAGUGAUCAAUUGGCUACUGAAACAGGGUAUGAGGGGAGGGACAACAUGUGGCUGGCAUAUAUGAGAUACACAGCACGAUCCCUAGCCAAGCAAAACUGUGUCAUCUGUGGACAUGCACGACCUGUACUGGCUACCCAUCCUUUUGCACUUUAUUCUGGUGAAGGAUGGGAGUGCYUACUAGAAAGYUUCUAUACCAAAAACACAACCUCCACCCUUUGUAAGACUCUGUCUCUAGUGUUCCCUACUGGUCCACCUAGGAAGGCCCCAAUGGGUGUAAAAGCAUACGGGGGAAAUUAUAGUUGUYUCUCUAGUAUGGGGGAUGGGGUAAACUAUGGACAUCUGCCCAGCAGCYACUGUGGACAGACUCAGAACACAAAUGGUACUUGGCCAGGUAUGGGACUUUAUCAGACACUCGGGGUGGCAGAUGUAUGGUGGAUUUGUGGCCCUAAAAGAUUUUUGACCCCCACCUUAAAGGGUAAUUGGAGUGGUACCUGUGCAUUGACUAGCAUUAUAGUUCCCCUUACUAUUAUUGAAGUUACGGCAGAGCAGUUAAUGGGGGAAAAAAGGACAGCUGUGCCUAACACUCUGUCRAGACAAAGACGUAAUGCACCAUGGGAUGAGAUUAAUAUACAUACCAACAUGCUAGGAGUACCACUUGGGGUGCCCCAUGAGUUUCAGGCUAUUGGACGAAACGAUGGACUAUGGCAUCUCCUCCCUAUUAUAGGCCCUGCUAUAGUGGAUGCUAAGCAAACGGCAUGGAUAAAUUACAUCUAUUAUAACCAACAACGAUUUGUUAAUUACACUCGUGUUGCUUUGACUGGACUGGCUGAACAACUAGAGGCCACAUCACAGACAGCGAGGCAAAAUAGAUUGGCAUUGGAUAUGCUGUUGGCAAGUCAAGGGGGUGUCUGUAAGAUGUUCGGGGAACAGUGUUGUACUUUUAUCCCAAAUGACACUAGUCCAGAUGGGAGCAUUACCAAGGCUUUGACAGGGUUGCAAAGACUCUCUGUGGAGAUGAGGGGUUUCGCUGGAGUGGAGGAGGGAGGUCUGUUCCCGUGGUUCACUGGUCUGUUUGGUAAGUAUACUGCCAUGUUGGUUACUGGAUUUCUGACCCUAGUAGUCGUGUUCCUUUUACUACUGUGUUGCGCUGCUUGCAUUUUACCUUGUGCCAAGAAAUCUAUUGCAGAUGCUGCUAAGGCCUCUGGCAUGAUGCCCCUGCUUGCAGCUAGUGGGAAGGAUGCAGAGACCAAUGAACAGAUGGGGUUGACUGAGGGUGACCCAUGGUUUGCUGUAAAAGAGGUUUAUGAAUAAUACUUUUCUCCCUAAGAAGGUUAUAAGUUCCUGGGUGGUAACGAGCCCACCUAGUAUAUGGUAAAGGGAUGGAAUUUUUAAUGGUUGUGACACCUUGCAGGUGUCAAACGGGGGAAUCAAAAAUAAAAUUGUCAAUCAAAAAUGUUUAACAAAUUGUUUAUGUUGACACCUAUAGGUGUCAAACGGGGGAUUGUGGGGGUUUUAUAAGGUUUUUGACAUGCUUAACUAACUAUUCUUAUGCAUUAAAGUUUGAAUUGCUGA
This is a messenger RNA of Salvelinus sp. IW2-2015, 6220 nucleotides long. NCBI's taxonomy places the organism in Eukaryota, Metazoa, Chordata, Actinopteri, Salmoniformes, Salmonidae. The record is from RefSeq and is a predicted model, not a curated record.